Molecule: messenger RNA, 961 nt
Organism: Owenia fusiformis
Lineage: Eukaryota; Metazoa; Annelida; Polychaeta; Sabellida; Oweniidae
Source: the annotation of a GenBank genome assembly
UGACCCUCAACUUAUGAACAUUCUCGACUUACAGCUACUUACUGUACAUACUCUUCACUUAUCUGUGGAUCAUUCAUUCUUCACACCGUUUUUCCAGCAAAAAAUAAAUACAAGUAUGGCAAACAGGGCAGCUAAAUCAGGAGAUGCCUACGACAUGGAAAAGAAGCGAAUAGGGCGUUACGACAAAGAAGAAGAACUUGGAGUACCAGCUGCAAUUGUUGAAUGGCUCAACGCAAUAAUGGCCGACGGUGAACAAUGUCCUGGUACAUCUUGUGAUCAGAUCCAUGCAUACCUAAAAGAUGGCGUGGUACUCUGCAAAGUGAUGCAAAAAUUAACUGGAGCAAAAGUUUCCUUCAAAGCUAAGGCAACUUCUACAUUCGUUGCAGCAGGUAAUGUAGAAAACUUUAACAAAGCAGCGUCCGCAUAUGGUCUCGCCACUGAAUCACUGUUCCAGACAACUGACCUAUGGGAAGGCAGAAAAGCAAAUAUGCUCAACGUCAUCAACUGCCUAAGCAACCUUGGAUUCCUGGCUAACUCAAAGAACUAUCCAGUGAAAUAUGAACCGCCUAAGGCAGCAACAACUGAAGAGUUGGUCGGUCAAAUUGGCUCAUUCGACUAAGUAUCAAGCAAACAGCAAAGGCUAUAGCAUAAAAUACACGGCUCCUGCUCCACCCACAAUGGAAUAAACAUCAAAAUUCGGCUAGACGUCCCAAUGUAUACGCAACGUAGGCAUCUGAUACGUCAAAUACAGCCCUUUACACUAUAAUGGACGAAUUAACUAAUAUCAAUACUGAUGUAUCAAUACUGGAAAAAUAUAUAGUAAACAAUACAAGAACUGCAUUUAAACUUAACGGAAAAUGUUCGAAUAGUCAAAUAAAUGUCACGUAUUAGGCUAUCGCAUUGCUUGUUGUUAGUCAAAACACUUGUAUUUAUUUAAUAAAUUAUAUAUGAUUUCAACAAA